AUGAUGAAUAGCGGUACUUUAAUCUGGUUUCGAAUAUUACUUAUUUUACCAUUUACUUCAAUUCUAACAUUUGUUUUGACCUUAAUUAUAUGUAGUCAAAUACCGAAUAAUAUUCAACCAGGGCAAAACUUACCUCAAAUAUCUGAACUUGGAACAGGUCAAGCACAUUAUUAUUUUAUGUCUGGUUUUAUAAUUUUAAUUCCACAACUAUUAAUCAUGUUUAUUGGUAGACUUCAAUUUCUACUUCAAUCUCAAACAAUUGUUCAUAGGGCUAUAAUAUUUUUUAUUCAUAUUAUUGCAUUUGUCUCUGGUAUCUUUGUUUUAAUUAUGGCAAUUGUAAGCCUUGAUGAUCGUGAAAAUGUACACGACAUUGGCGCCAUUGGCACAUUCGGUUCCAUCUCAAUUUAUUGUAUUCUUCAUACAAUACUGAUAAUCUAUCUUUAUAUUCAUCGAUCAAAAGCUUUCGAACAUUCGAAUAUCAUUUUUCUAUUGUGGUUUCUUGCAUGCACGGUCAUCAUACUUACUUGUUCUAUCAUUUGGGUAAUUACAUUUGCAAGCAUUCCUGAAUAUAUUGCUGCUGGAACACCAUUCCUCUAUUUUCUUGCUUUCACACCACAAUUUUGGGCAAAAGCAAAACAAAGUAAACAAAUUACAAAUAUCUCACUUACUCUACACUAUUCAAAUCGGGAAGAAACUCUAAAUGUCAAUGAAGUGUCUUGA
This is a messenger RNA of Rotaria sp. Silwood2, 720 nucleotides long. NCBI's taxonomy places the organism in Eukaryota, Metazoa, Rotifera, Eurotatoria, Philodinida, Philodinidae. The record is from the annotation of a GenBank genome assembly.